UAUAUCGGAACAUAAUUAAGACAUGAUCACCAUUGUUCCCCACAGCUAGCUUCUGCAUCUUCUCCUCAGAAUUAGAUUCAGCAUCUAAGGCGCUUUCUGUCACUUAUUCAUGCUUUAAUCUAAAUCCUCUUCUUGUUUCCUCGAUCGCUCCAACUUUAAGUGCAGAUAUGACAGCGUUCAUAAGUUUUCCAUUUUCUAUAUAGAAGUGCAUCAAAUCCGGAAUUUCUGGAUACUAAGAGAAUUUCGCUGGGUUGAAAGAUUUUGGAGACCUUAUUCUAUAAUUUGGGACUUUGUAAGCUUUAGUUAUGAGUCGUCGUUGGAAUUCUCGAGGGAACGGGCGAGUAAGCUGGGACGUGGAUAUUGAGCGGCAAGGUCCCAAGAAUGAUGGUACUGGUUCGGAAAAAAAGGCAUCAAUAAAAAUGGCAAUUGGGCAGGUCAAUCACCCUUUGAUGAUGAAAAAUAUUUCAAAAACGCCGUGGUGGUUGCAUCAUGAGUACUUCCAUUGGGAUGUGGCGUUUUUAGUGGUGUGCGUAGUUGCAAUAGCAGUGGACCCGUUGUUCUUUUAUCUUCCUGUCAUUGAAGACAAAUUCAACGAGGAUACCAAAUGCAUUCGUUUAAAUACCAAUUUGGAAAUCAUUGCUAUUUGUGUGCGAUCGUUCCUGGAUUUGAUUGCUAUUGGGGAUCUAAUUGCAAGAAAAAUAAAUAAUUACCCUGACAUGAAGUGUUCAGACUACGUAAUUAACAUUCUCAGCAUUCUCCCAUUUCCGCAGGUUAUAGUGCCAAUUAUAUUUUCAGAAAUGAGAGAUUAUGAAGCCCGGUUUGAAAGGAGAUUUCUAAAUGCCGUUGUUCUGUUGCAAUAUGUGCCAAGAAUUUUCCGUAUCUACAGGUUGUGGAAAAUAGUCAACGAGACUAUCAUCCUACCGAAAAGUAGUGUGAAUGGAGAAAGCAACAAGAAUAUGAAAGGUCUUAUAGUGAUGAAAGCUGGAUUCAAUCUGUUUCUGUAUCUCGUUGCCGGUCAUGUACUGGGUGCUUUUUGGUACUUCUUCUCCAUCGAACGAGAGACCACGUGCUGGCAGCUGGCUUGUCGUCGGCAUGAUACCAAUUGUAGCAAGACUUCUUUUAGAUGUCAUGGUGGCAUUGAUAACAAUAUUUUAAAUACUUUUUGCUCUAUAGAAAAAGUUGAAAAACCAAAUAUCACUCUCGUUGAUUUUGGAAUAUUCCAAGAAGCCCGUGAAUCUGGUACACUGCUGGCAUCCAGGGAUUUUCCGGAAAAGGCCGUGUUCUGUUUCUGGUGGGCCCUGCGAAAUUUGAGUUCAUUUGGCCAAAACCUUAUAACAAGUCCUUUUUACUUGGAAAACUGGUUCUCAAUUUUAAUCGGGAUAUUUGGCUUGCUUCUUUUUUUAUAUUUCAUCGGAAAUUUGCAGCUUUACAUGCAGUGGGGGACAUCUAACGAGUUGGAUGAGAUUUUAAAGCGGUCAAAAUCUAGGCAGCGUUAUGAGACAUUUAAGCGGUGGAAUUCAUCUAAGCAGUACUACUUGAACUAUAUGGGAGAGGAGGAUAAGGCUGCAAACAUCAAGAGAACUAAACUACGUAGCAUCGAGUGUUGGAUAAGCUCAAUCGGACUCUCUAACCAGUUAAAACAGAUGAUCAUGAGUUAUGUGACACCAAUAGUACUAGAAGAUGAAAACAAACAUAUUGAUACAGAAAAUCCAUUCCCUCAUCUUCCCACAACAUUUAGAGGAUUGAUUAAACUUGAUCUCUGCUUGCCCUUGCUAAGGAGAGUGCCCAUAUUCGAAGACGAAAGUGAAGAAUUGUUGUAUGAGAUUACCUAUAAGUUUCUCAAGCAAGUGCACUAUAAUCAAAGCGGCUAUAUUGUUCGAGAGGGAGAACCAUUGGAUGCGCUAAUCUUCAUAGUGAAAGGAAUUGCGUGGACGUAUACAAGUAAUCAUGGCAAUAAAGCUGAUUGUCUUAAGGCAGGUGACCUCUUUGGAAGACAUCUUGUAGAUUGGGUGCUGGAAUCCCCCACACUAUCUGACAUUCCCUUAUCGACAAGGACUCUCAAAUGUCAUACAAAAGUUGAAGGGUUUUAUCUUUUGGCUACCGACCUCAAGGAUAUAAUGUCUCAAUUCUGGUGGAAAUUUAGCAAGUUCAGACACAUGAUCGCCCAAUCUGACUCGGAACAACUAAAACAUUUUGUAGCUUCAUCCAUCCAAGCAGCAUGGCGCCGCCGCGCCAUCCAUCCUCAUAAAGUACUAAAAUAAGGCUAUCAAAUCUGGCCAUGCUGUUGGCUAAGGCCACCGUCACCAACAGCUCUCCAAGUUUAGGUAAUUUUACCACUUAAUCCUAUUGUUAUAUGGUUAGUAGGAAACCACGAAUACAUAAUUGUAUAAUAAUAAAUGAAAGCCAUAAUAUUGUUGCUCAUUAUCAAUUUGAGAAAGGAAAAAGUAGGCUGGCUCACACCUUCAAAUUAUUGGAUAUUGUAUUUUAAUAUUCUGCACGUCCAUUAUCCUUAAAAUCUUGAUAGUUGGAUA
Molecule: messenger RNA, 2531 nt
Organism: Carya illinoinensis
Lineage: Eukaryota; Viridiplantae; Streptophyta; Magnoliopsida; Fagales; Juglandaceae
Product: cyclic nucleotide-gated ion channel 1-like
Exons: 8
Coding region: 306-2261 (651 amino acids)
Source: RefSeq, a predicted model, not a curated record